Messenger RNA from Clunio marinus, 6422 nucleotides. Lineage: Eukaryota; Metazoa; Arthropoda; Insecta; Diptera; Chironomidae. The record is from the annotation of a GenBank genome assembly.
AAAUGGCAUUGGUAGACUAAGUGAAAAGUUUCUUCUUUGAUAAUCUCUGAUAAUCGAAAUCUACAUAAAAAUUAUUCCUAAUUCGAACAAAGCUUAUAACUCGUUUAAUAACAAGAGAAAUAGCCUCAUCAAGUUGAUACAAGAAGCUUUUGACCGACCGGAGGAAUUGUGAGAGAAGGAGACGAGAAUGAUUUUUUUUUUUUCAAUUUUAAGGGUGUAUUUUUUUUGUAAAGGUGAAUCUGAGAUUUGAUAACGAUAGAGAGUAUUCAUUGCAUAUGAAAAACUUGUUGAAAUCGUUUCAUGAAGCGAAGUUGAAACAUUCAAUAUAACGUAAUUGUUUGAGAUAAGCUGGAGAAAAUAUAACAUGAGAAUCGGAAAAGUUAAAAGAAUAUUGAAGUGAAAGAUAUGAAAAAUACUAAUAACAAAAAUAAUAACCUAUACAUUAAGAAAAUCGAUAUAAAAUAAUUUUUCUUGAAGUGAAAAGAAAAAAUCUCUUAAGAAUUAAGGCAACUAAAUGUUGCAUUGUCUGAAUGUUGUAAUAGUUUUUACAUAGUGAGAAAAUAUUGGACUGUCGAUAAGACGAUAAGAAAUUUAAAAACAUCCAAAGAGAGAAAGAAAGAAAGAGGACAAAAAAAAUGAAAAAAGAUUUUCAGUCACUUGAACCGAUGAUAAUGAAUACACAUACAUAAGAGAAGAAAGGAAAAAAUAUCAUACACUUAUUGCGAAGACGAUAUCACCAAAAGAGCUUCAAAGAAUUUUCCAAUAUUAAAAGCCGAAUUGAGAACGUGAAAAAGAGAAAGAAGGAAAAUAUAGUGGUCACGAAAUAGUCACAUUGGAAUGUUCAACUAUACUUAAAUACAAGACCCCUUCCCCUCUACUCCCUCCUGAAAUUGAAGCUGAAACUGAAUUUUUAGUUAACAAGAAAGUUUUUUGCAAGAAAAAAAAGAUUGAGAAAAGAGAUCAAAACUUAAUACAUAAAAAAGUGUUGUAAGGGAGGAAGAGACAUAUAAACACUUUUAUUUAUAAAUAUAUACUGGCUCGAAACGGUGAGGCACGGGGGACAACUGAAUCUCCCGAGAUAUCACCUGACGGUGGUACAUCAUCAGCGUGUUGGUGGGCACCUUGGUCAGCAAUGGGUUGCUUCGGUUCAGCGAGUUCCAAACAAGCAGAUUCAAAUAGUCCCGAUGAUUCCAAAAGCCAAAAGCGAAGAAGUGAUGCAAUCACAAAACAACUACAAAAGGACAAGCAGGUCUAUCGAGCUACACACAGACUGCUUUUGCUUGGCGCGGGUGAGUCAGGUAAAUCAACGAUUGUAAAACAAAUGCGUAUUCUCCAUGUAAAUGGAUUUUCUGAUACUGAACGUAAACAAAAAAUUGAAGACAUCAAGAAAAAUAUUCGUGAUGCAAUAUUGACGAUUACAGGUGCUAUGAGUACUUUAACACCUCCAAUAUCAUUAGAGAAACCUGAGAAUCAAGCAAGAAUAGAUUACAUUCAGGAUUAUGCAUCAAAUCCUGAUUUUAACUACCCACCAGAGUUCUACGAGCAUACGGAGGAACUUUGGAAAGAUCAUGGUGUUCAACAGACGUAUGAAAGAUCAAAUGAGUAUCAACUGAUUGACUGCGCAAAAUACUUUUUGGAUCGGGUAAGCGUAGUAAAGCAAAUAAAUUAUACACCAUCAGAACAAGAUAUUCUCCGUUGUCGUGUGUUGACAUCCGGUAUAUUUGAGACCAGAUUUCAAGUGGAUAAAGUUAAUUUUCAUAUGUUUGAUGUGGGUGGUCAACGAGAUGAACGUAGAAAGUGGAUACAAUGUUUCAAUGAUGUUACUGCUAUUAUUUUUGUGACUGCUUGUUCUAGCUAUAACAUGGUCUUGCGUGAAGAUCCAACACAAAAUAGAUUAAGAGAAUCAUUGGACUUAUUUAAAAGCAUUUGGAACAAUAGAUGGCUUCGAACUAUCUCAGUUAUAUUAUUUCUGAACAAACAGGAUCUACUGGCUGAAAAAGUAAAAGCAGCAAAAAGCAAAUUGUCUGAUUAUUUUGCUGAAUUUAAUAGAUAUCAAACACCAGCGGAUGCAUUGAUAGAGCCUGGAGACGAUCCUGAAGUUAUAAGGGCAAAAUAUUUCAUUAGAGAUGAGUUCUUGCGCAUAUCAACAGCUAGUGGAGAUGGAAAACACUACUGUUAUCCACAUUUCACAUGUGCAGUUGAUACAGAAAAUAUUAAGCGAGUGUUCAAUGAUUGUCGAGACAUCAUUCAGCGAAUGCACUUACGCCAAUAUGAACUUUUAUAAAUUAUUUUUCUAUGAUCAAAUAUAAAAGUAAAAAAGGAAAAAAAAUAUUAAGAAAAAAGAUGAUGUAUGAAGGAGAAAUUUAAGUUAAAGCUAAUUUCAUAAAAAAAUGCAUGGAUUUAUAGAUGAUUUAAUGUUUCAAUAACAGAACAUGGAACGAUUUCUCAAAAAACAAGCUUAAUUAAAAAAGUCAACAGCGCUAAUAAAGAAAAACUACAUAAAAUGAUGCUUACUUAAAUAAAGUCUUGUUUUUCUAUGUUUUCUUUUAUAAAUUUCUUUUUAAAGAAAAAAUCACGAUUUAAAUUAUGUUCCAUUAUUCAUUAAGGAUUUGUAAUUUAACGUCUGAUAAGAUACAUAUUAGUAAAUGGGAAAUGGCUUCUUUCAGACUUUAAUUUUUGUUUUAUUAUAUUUAAAGUAAGAUUAAUCCUAUCACACAGUUUAUUUAAAUAUUUGUAAAACACCCUGAUGAUGGAUUUAAAGUAACAUCCGAAACUAGUCAGUCGAAAGGAAAAAAAAAACAAAAAACUAUUUUUUCUUCUUAAAGGCUGAAAAAUGCCGUUUCACAUUUAUUAUUAUUCAUUAAAAUAUCACAACGCAAGAUAAAAAACUAAUUUAAAAAACAAAUUAAUAACAAAAAAAAUAAAAAUAAAUCAUCAUAAUUGAACAAACUAAACAUUUCAAAUUUUAAAAAAAUAACAUGAAUUCGAAGUUUUAUGUUUUUCCUAUCAUUUCGAUUAGGUUAGAAGUAAUUAAGAAUGGUUAAAAUCUGACAUAAAUUUUAAGUGCGAUAAGUCAUGUUCACAAUAGCACGAUGCAUAUUAAUGCCAUAUAUGUUUCUCUUUCAUAAUCCUUUUCCACAUAAAAUGAAAAAAAGAAGAAAGUUGAUGUGUUAAUAAUUUUAUAAAUAUCUGACUUCUCACUUCCAGAAAAGUUUUAAAUAAUAAACAAAAAUUUAUUAAUAUCUUAUUUUAAUGUAUAAUAUUUCUUUUGAAUACAUACUAAUAUACAUACCUACAUAUUUGAAUUUAGUUUCUUUUGUUAUAAAUAUAAUUGAGAUUGUUUGCUUAUAUUUUCUUUUCGGAUUCAAGCAUGACCUUUUUUCUUGUUAUGAAAAUGUUAUUGGUAAGGAAAGUGAUUAAAUAAAUUAAGAAAUCAAAAAGCACCAUUUUUAUUUUUCUAGUCAAAAGUCAAUUUAUUACUACAUGAAAAAACAGAAAAAAUUAAACUUUCUACUAUUGCCAAAAAUUUAAAAGAAGACAGAAAACAGAAAACACAGAGGUGCAAAGAAAGUACCCAGCAAAUUGCAAGGAAUAAAAUAAGAAAGACACAUUUGCUCUUGAAAGUAUUUCAAAAUAUUCAUGGAUGUUAUGAUUGAUUUCGAUGGCUCAUCAUGAAUAUCAAAUGUUAACUAAACACUUUAAUUAACUACACGUUUUCAUGUUUUCAUUCUUGUCACAUCGUUCUCUCCAUUUGUGCUAUUUUUUGAAUAGAAACUGCUGUUAAAUUUUUAAUUUUGGAAAAAAUUCUUUUGAGUCUAUUUUUUAAUAUAACGGAGUCAUUAAAUUUUUAAUAAAUUAACUAUCAUUUCUACCAAUUGAACUUCCAAUGUAACUCACAAGGUUUUAAUUGUAUAAAUUUUAUUAACCAUUAUUUAGUUAAUUAUAUUUAUGCACAUCCAUAUUAUAAAUGCUUAUAUUUACGAAUCAUUUUACGUUGUUACUCUUGAGAAGCUAUAUAAUUUUAUUUUUUUCUGUGAAAUAUAUGUAGGCGAUAUAGAAAAAAUAUGAAAUGACCCCCACAACACCAAAAAAUAUAAGAUUUCAAAGGAAAAGUGAUGGUCGUCUAAAGGAAAUAUUUAAGAUUUUUUGACCAAACAGAUAUUCAAAAAACCUUCAAUUUUAAAAUAUAUUUCAUAUUAAUAUCUUUUAUUACUGUACAUUUUGUUCAAAGCCCUCAAAUUCUUUUAAUCAGAUUGAAUUUAGGCAUCAGUCACAAUCAAUGUCCAUUUCCCCUUGUUCAUCAGCGAUAAAAGUUUUCAACUGUUAUUAACUACUUUUUUGUAAUUUCGAGAAAAAACUAAAUAAACGACAUGAAUACAGAGAAAUGAAUUACAACUGACAGAGUUUUAGGUCAAUAAAUAUAUUUACAACAAUUUUGUUUAUCNNAAAAAAAAUUAGCAAAAUGUGCAAAAACCUUUUUUAAAGGUGAAGAAAAAUUUCUUAAAAAUUUAAUUUUCAUCAAAUAUNAGAGAAUGAGAAAGGAAUUUCUUAACUAUCUACUUCUAAAAAAAAUCUGAAAAAAUGCAAUCAUUGUCUAACGUUAAAUAAGUAAAUUGAGAAAAUAAUUCAAUGUGUUUUAAUUUUUUUAUAAGUAAUAUCAAAAUGAAUAGUGUUUAGGACAAAAAUAUAAAUAAAAGUUUACCAACAAGCAAACUUACCUAGGAAAAAAUGCUUCCGUUAAUCGGCGAAUUUUAUUUUUGAAUAAAAAAUUAAUUAAUGAGAUUCAACUGAAAGUUUGUGAAAGAUUAUUAAAAAAAGAAAACUCCAAAAUGAAAAUUAAGUUUUUGUGGAUGUUAUACGAAUCCAUCACAAUGGUAUAAUAGUUUGUCUCAUAAGGCAAAUAGAAUCAAAGAAACUAAAAAUAUUGUAUUUUUUGAAUGAUCCUCAAUUAUGUGCAGUAAUUAAAGUAAAGGAAACCAUGUGCAAAAUCAACGUUGCAAAGGAUAUCCUGAAUAAAUUCUUCAAAUAUUUUUAUUGAGUAAGAAAUACAUACAAAAAAGAAGUAUUGAACGUCGGAAUAUAUUUAUUUCUAACAUCCUGCUCUUAUACAUUCAUUAUAAGAAAAUUAACAAACUAUAUUGGAAAAUAAGAAAGUUUGUUUCUCAUAAUACAUAAUUUAAACACAACUACUAAAAACGGCUUGACUUUUCAUUGAUUCAAUUGAAUGGGAAAUAAAGAAAUGAAGAACAAAAGAAGAAAAACACAUUCUUUACAAUUACUCAUUUUUAAGAGGGUUACCCAUGUCAUGCAUCACACAGCAUACGUGCAUCGUAAAAUAUAAUUUCUCAAAUUGUAAAUAAAAUGCUGUAAAUACGAUGAAAAGGAGUUGGCAUAAAUAGUUUUCAUUCUUAGUUCUGUCUACUAACAUAAAUCAUCCAAACCAAGCUACUGAAUAGAAGGCUUUCUUUUUAUUUCAGUACUUCAAGCGUCACCUGUUAAAGCCAAAGGUUUCAUAAAUGCUGGGAUCAAAAAAUAAUAAUAAUAACAAAUCAAUCGGCAUUAAGACUGUUAAAACUUUGCAGAGUGAACUGAAAACAGAAUUUCAUAAACCAAUUUUUAGACUGAGAUGAAACUUUGACUUUUACAGUGAUUUCCUUAUUUAAAGUUUUUAUCAAUUUUUGUUUUUCUUUUACACACCUACCCAAAUAUUUGCUAAUAAAUAUUAAAUUAAAUCUUAUGAGCUAAAUCCUACAGCUACUCCAGAAAUUACCUAAUUUUCUUUGCUUUUACUUUUCUACUCCGUCCUUUUCUCAACUACUUCCUUACUUGAACUUAAAAUUUUGAACGCAAACAAUGGAAAAAAGCGCAAAAUUUGUCGCACAAUAUACCUAAUAAAGAAAAGUCAUAUAAAGUUGGAGAAGUUCUAUUUUCUUGUUACAAAUGUGUUUAGAACACGAUUAAAAAUCUUGAUUUAGAAAUAUAUAAAAAAAAUUAGCAAAAUGUGCAAAAACCUUUUUUAAAGGUGAAGAAAAAUUUCUUAAAAAUUUAAUUUUCAUCAAAUAUUUAGUUAAAUGUUAGAUAUUUUAAGAUAAUAUGUUUAAGUGGAAAAUGAGAGAAACAUAUAUUGAGAAAGAAAGAGACAGAGAAAACUUGAUAUAAUGAACAAAAAAAAACAGAAGAAAUUUAUUGAGACGGGAGGGAGCUAAUAAUAAAUUUAACAUAAAAGAAUUCAAAAUUAUUUUUAAAGUUAUAAUAAAAAAAACGAAAAGAAGGAAACUAUUGAUUUCGCUAGUCUCUCAAUAUUAAUGAAAAGUAAAAUAAAAGGAAGAUGAAGAAAAUUAUCGAUAAAAAUAUAUUUAUAGCUAACAUUAAUUGAGUAACUAUGAAUGUAAAAAAAUAUCUCUAAAUAAUAAAAAAACUAC